AUGCGUCCGUCCUUGCAACAGUCCUCUUGGCUGAGCCGGCAACGUGGUAUUGCGGCACGUACAGGAAGACCAGGCCAAGGGGUCGAAAAAAAGAGUCAGAGUCAACAUGAGAUGCUACGCGAGGGUUACGAGGAGAUACGGCCUCGCUUGUGCCCGUCGAUUUGUCUCGCUUGUGCCCGCGUAGCCCGCUGUGUGAGAAAGGAGAACAUGGCAACGGACAAAGAUCAGGACGGAAUCGACCACAAGAUUCCAACAUGGAAUGGGGACUGGACGACCUUUUCUGACUAUGUCCUACGAGUGGAGCUUCGGGCCGAUGCCACGAAGAAGGAUGACAAGUUCCUCUUGGGCCCACGUUUAGCUGGAAAUCUCACUGGCCGAGCAUUUGACGCUCUUGGGGAAGUCAACCGAGAAGAGCUUCGUAAAGAAGGUGGAUGGAAGUACCUACUGGAAUUCCUUGAGAGCAAGAGAGGCGAAGAGAAGAUCGAUGUUCUUGGUGACCUUUUCACUGAGUUCUUUGUGAAAAAGGAGUCUCAUCGAAAGGACGGUGAGGAUCUUACCGACUAUGAACCUCGUUUUCGACAGCUGGUUCGACGUCUUGACAAGGCAGUGGCUGACACUGGCUCUACUGGGAAGAUCCCACAGAGCUGUACGGGUCGAGCCGAAUCAUACAAGCUGGAUGACAUCAUGGCGGCUUUGAAGAAGAUGUGGUCGGGCGGAGGACUCUGCGCCAAGGACUUGGAGAGAAAGAAAAGAAAGGAUGGCCAGACCUAUGUAGCGCAUCAGACCUCUGAACCAUCAAUCUAUCAUGAGACGGAGGAGACCUAUGAGAAAGAGUCUGUGACUGAGGAGCUUGAAGAGCAGGCCAUUCUUGAGGAUGCCAAGGCAUGGUAUCAAGAAGCUCUUGACGCUCUGCUGGAGGAACCAGAAGAUUCCACCAUCUUGGCAACCUUUAAAGAAGCCCGCAAAGCGCUCGAUGCAGCGCGGACGGCUCGUGGAUUCUAUCCAGUUCGGAAUCCCAAUGCUCGUCGCGAGGGCUCCAAAGGCUUUGGCAAGAAGGGCUACUCUGGCAAAGGUGGUGACAAUCCACAUGCUGACAAACAGUGCCUUCGAUGUGGAAAACGAGGUCAUAUUGCUAGAAACGGUCCUCAACGUCCCCAGCAAGGCCGAGGCAGUGCUGAAGGAAAUGGGGGCAUUGGCUUUGUAGAACAGCUGGAACUUCUGGGUUUUGCUGCGGCUGAUGAGAUCUAUGUGGAUCGGCAACAGCACAAGAGGUUCACCUUUGGCAACAAUGCCAGUGCAGCAGCUCUCGGAAAAGCCUAUGUGAAUGUCGGCCUCUUCGGGCAUCAGCUGGAAGUGGAGGUUCAUCUCGUUGAGGGUGCUACGCCCUUCCUGCUGAGUGCAAAGUUUCUAGCAGAUCUGAAUGCAGUGGAAGAAGCUGGUGGCAGAGCCGUUGCACUAGGACUUCAAAAUGGGUACGAUCUCACGACUAGGACCAUUCAUCGGAACUUAGGACAUCCAUGUCAGAGCACCAUGUUGCGGCUGCUUCGCGACGCUGGAGCUGACGAUGCGCCCCGUUAUCGGCUCAAUUCCAAAAGACCAGCUGACGAACUUUUCCAACCUCCCUUAAAGUGCCUUUCGACGAAGACUCUGUUGAGCUUCGACCUCAUGGCGACCAAGAUGGACCUGAAGACUCUGUACCAGAAGAGCCAGGAGGGAAACGAAUCAGAAGAGAUUCAGCAGUUCCAGAAUCUGUCGAUGGAAGAGAUGGGACAGGAAGUCAUGAGCUUCGGCAAGUACCAGAAGAAAACAUUUCCGGUGGCUUACGAGGACAAGGGCUACGUGAAGUGGUGCGUGGAGCACGCCGACUACGACAAGUCCUGCCAGGGCAUGAAGAAGUGGUUGGUGUACCUGCGUCGCAGGUUGGAGAUGGAACUUCAGGAGAAAGAGGCCAACGGAAGCGGCGGCCCUCCAAAGAUGCCAGUCAGCUCCGUGAGGAACAAGGCGAAGACUGCACCUCACACCCAUCUCCCGGACAAAGUCGUGGAGACCAAGAUUCCCAUGGAUCUGAUGAGCGAGAUGAGCAGGGAGUGGGAUCCUGUGGAGACCACGAAGUUGGAGAUUCUGGAAGGGGAGCUGAUGCAAGUCUCUUCUCGUCUGGAUCAAGUCGAAGGACUGCACCAUCGCAUGAACCAGGUGGAGGGUGUCCUCCAGGAGAUCCUAUCAGUCAUGAAGUCGAAGGUUGGUGUUGAUGGUCAGCGUUGUGACUUUUCUGAUUUGGUCGGUUCCUCUGCUGUUGUUGAAUUGGUGUUUCAAAUUGCUCCUCGUGACAUCCACUCUCGACGUGGUGAGCAGUCUGAGCUUGAUGAGGAAAUUUAUGAUUUACCACCACCGGAAGUUCGGGCUCAUCUGCAAAUGACCCCAACUCAAAUUUUGCGAAUUGCCAAGGCGAUUUACGGUCUCUUAAAUGAGAUCUCAGACAUUGUCCUUUCUCAGGAACGACGUGCGCAGACUCAAGAUCCGAUCUCUACUCAGGAGAAGACUGAGAUGAGGCAGCGGUUGGGAGCCCUAAAUUGGCGGGUAUUGCGGCACGUACAGGAAGACCAGGUGGUCUGCAAAUUGAUGCUUGCAGAUUGCAAUGGCAAUGGGCUGGGUGCGUUUGUCUUGCUGGUAGCUGCGGCUGGUGGCGUGGUUCGACAUUCGGACACUGUGGUCAGCUUCAGGUGCGAUGUUACUUUCGUCUUUCUAGUGCGUGGCAGGAGAAAUUUGCAAGAUGACCAAAUAUUUGAGAUUCCGCCGCCAUCAUCCGCAGUGCAACCGCAAUUCAUGCUGGUGAUCCUGUCAGUGUCGCUGCUGGGGGUUUGGUGGUGCUGCAAGAGGAAUGAGACUCUACCUCCAGUGGUCGAGGUGCAGGGCUUUCAGAUCCCGGUAGAUCAGCUAAUCCACACCAAGGACCCGCGAACAGCAUAUCUGUUGCUCUUUGCUGCCGGCCUGGUUGGUUGUCAUCACUUCUAUUUGGAUCGUUUGCUGCACGGAUGCCUUGCAGCUACCCGACUGACGGUUGGCAUUUCAAUCCACUGA
Cladocopium goreaui is the source of this 3078-nucleotide messenger RNA. NCBI's taxonomy places the organism in Eukaryota, Dinophyceae, Suessiales, Symbiodiniaceae. The record is from the annotation of a GenBank genome assembly.